UAUUUGAAGUCGUCAUAGUUACGUUCCGAUAUUGGGGUGCCUGUUAUGCCCAAAAAUGCUGUCUAGGUAGGCAACACAUUAAGGCACUACCUGAUCUGUAUUUGAGCUGAUUUUCUUGAAGUGUGUUUGCGUGAAAAUGAAGAAUGUCAAAUGUGUAUUUUAUGCCUGACAGUAACCGUACUAGAGUUACAGUAACACUGACAUUUAUUGACAGAAUUGUUUGUUAUUAACAUAGAAGCUCUAUGACGUCACAUCAGACAAUGGACUUGUCCUCAAUUGAAUACUAGUGUACUGCAUACUCCGCAGUAGCUACAUUCUUCCUAUUACUUUUAACAUGAAGAGAAAUCUGCUACAGUGUCACAUGGUUACAACGAGUAAAUAGAGGUAUUGUUAUAAAGUUUGUGUAAAAAGUUUUUGUCAGUCUGAUUAAGUGAAUCAAGGAGAUAUUAAAAUUUACGCAUUCUGGUUUCUCUUCAUAUCGAAAGCAUUGCAUUGUGGGAUGUCUAACAUGCACUCUCUCCAAAUGCUGUAUGCCUGCUUUCCUACUAAACAGUUGGCGACAAAGUACAGUACGUAAACAUAAAAUAGGCAAAGUACGCAGAUUAAUUCUUCCACCAAGAUUCUGAAGUGCUCAUCCAAUGCACUCUUAGAGUAACUAUCCCAUGAGGCCACGGGAGAAUCAUGAAUUUACAUUUACAUUUACAUUUAUGCAUUUGGCAGACAUGUUUAUCCAAAGCGACAUUCAAAAGGGAAACAAAAGCCAUUUGUCAAGGAGCCAACAAUAUUUGAAAUAUACAGUGCCAGGUUUAGUAACUUUCUAACUUGAUUCUAAGAUUGUUGUAAAGCAGCAUAACUGAUGCUGUAGGUCACAUGACAAUGUCAGCAUGGCUGAUGUAGUAUGUCUAAAUUGCAUUCUUACUACACACAAGCAUACUAUGUAGAACAUACUUUAAACGCCACAAACUAAGUUCCUUAUUAAAUACCUACUCACACCAUUAUGUCGUAUGGGAUGCAACUCUAGUAUCUAUCAGUGUAUUCUAGUUGUAUACUGCACAUUUUUGUAAAUUUUAUGGAUUUAGAAAAUAUACAGAUGUAGUAUAAUAUUAUGCCACUGCUUAUAGACUUACAUGCAUUAUCCUUGUCUAGAUAAAAGGUUAUGAUAAUAAAGAAUUAAAUCAGAGUUUAAAUAAGCUGUCCUGUUUAAUCUGUAUUACUUUGGCCAAACGGUGAAGUCUAAACAAAGUCAAAAAGACGAAUAACUGAAUAGUUAUUUACUAAAAUGACUAUAGAGCUGGAUUAUUUUUGUUUCCUCAUUUGACAAGAUUUCACUGCAUCAUGAUAUUAAUAAAUGUUGGCAAAGCCAUGUGAUUCACUUCCCUGUGCUCAGAACCAAAGUAUAUGCAAAUAAUGUUCACUGCUGAGAACUGACAGAGAGUUCUUCUAGAUUUACUGAGUGACCCACUUUAUGAGGUGCGACCAAGUGUGUUUUCAGGCUGAUCAAUAGAGAUUCAGGACGUUAAUCAUAUUCCUGCCAGACAUUGAUUCGGCACAUUUCCUGAUACCAUUUGUUUCUGAUCCUUUAUUCUUUGGUUUGGGAUUUGGUGUUUAAAAAAAAAAAGUCCUGUUUUUGCUUUUUCAAUUACUUAUACAAAAACACACAUAUACACACGUACUUAGACUGAUUCAGCACAUUUUCUAAUACUAUUUCUUCCUAAAUCUUAAUUCUUGUUUGGUCACAAGGGUUGAAACUCCAAAAACAAACAGUGCAAGCUCUCUGUCAAAAGUACAAUGACAUGGCAGGAAAAAACUCGCAAGUGUCAGUGGACGUCGCACGUGUCUCACCAGUCAAUACUGUGUGGACAGACAGCGGACAUUUAGGGCCAGUGAUGUUAUGCACAUUGAUCGUGACAGAGGAGACAAAUGUGUCAUGGAUAAAAAUGUCACCAUUCUCUCUAUUUUCCUGACCUGUCGAGGCAGGCGGGGCCCUCUAAUCUAGCUUUAUCCUGGAUUAUGUUAUUAUGACUUCUUCCCGUUUGGGAUUCGGUCACCAUGCGGGACGGGAAUGUUGACUGGAAGACUUCAUAAAGCUGUGAGUUCAUUCUGGGUGGAAGAUCUCUUGUUCCUCUGGACUGACUCGUUUGGUGUUCCUUUAAGAGAGCAGGCUGAGCAGGUUUUGAGCUGGUGUACACAACACAAAUAAGAUUAGACAGUCAGCUAAUAGCAGAGCUUCCGGCUAACAAAGCAUGGAGGAUGUCACGCCACUAUUUCUGAAAUUGAAGGGCUAAACAAUAAGAGGAGGCAGGCAUGGAGGAAGAAAAAGCCAUGAUCCUCUGCAAACUCUGCCUGACCGACUGUCCUGAGCUGGAGACCAGCACACUGCAGUCCUGUAACUGUGUGUUUUGUGUGCAGUGUUUAAGGCAAUAUGUGCAGCUGGCUAUUCGGGGCGGCGCAGGCAGUGCCAUCACCUGCCCUGAUCCGGCCUGCAAGAACACCGCAACUCUGCUGGACUCUGAGCUUGCCUUGUUUGCCCCCAGCGAUCAGGUUGAGCUCUAUCAGCGGCUCCGAUUUGAAAGAGGAGUUCAGUUAGACCCCAGUAAGGCUUGGUGUCCUAUGCUGGACUGUCAGGCCGUGUGCAGUGUGACGCCCGGAACUGAAGGCAAACCACUUCCUGUGCCCUGCCCCACAUGCCAUGCCGUCUUCUGCUGCGGCUGCAGAAGCCCCUGGAUAGAUGGUCACUCCUGCUCCCAGCACCAGCCGCUGAUGGCACCAUCAGCAGACAGUGCACUGAGCAGCGCUGAUACUGAUGCAGCCAUUAAACAGUGUCCGAUGUGUGGCGUCUAUAUAGAGCGCAAUCAGGGCUGCGCGCAGAUGCUCUGCAAGAGCUGCAAACACACGUUCUGCUGGUACUGCCUACAGAAUCUGGAUGGCGAUAUAUUUCUGAGACAUUAUGAUAAAGGACCAUGCCGAAACAAGCUGGGGCACUCCAGAGCUUCCGUCAUGUGGAACAGGACACAGGUGGUCGGUAUACUGGUGGGCGUCAGCAUCAUCGUGCUAGUGACAUCACCACUGCUGCUGCUGGCCUCUCCCUGCAUCCUGUGCUGCGUGUGCAAACCCUGCCAGGCCAAGAAGAUCAAGAAAAAGAAGAAAGACAAGAAGCCAUCAGAUUCCACUGCAUAGGAGAACUCCUAAUAACCAACAUGCAUCCUCCACGUGCCAGUCCUCAAGUCUCGCUAGCCAGGUGCACAAGUGCCUCAUUCUCAGUGCCUGGUAAAUUCAGUGGAUUUAUUUUGCCUUCAGGUGCAUUAUGGGAAAAAGAAGCUUGUUGUUUAUUGAAUAAACAACAUCUAUAAAGGAUUGGCCCUUACUCCACUAAGCCAAAACAUUGUUUAUGUCAGGUUAUAUUAAAAUAAAUAUAUAUAUUAACUGUAGCAAUGAGUUAAACUCUUUUUAUUUCCAUGUAGCCUUCCAGACCAAAGGUCCUGCUGUUUUUUUCUUGUGUACUAUAAUAUGUAAAUACUGUAUUUAUGAGUCUGGGUACUGUCCUGUGUUCUUUUUACAUUUGUUGAUUUUUCUGCAUCAAAUAUUUUAUAACUUCAUUACAAUAAACUAAACACCUGAGCAGUGAAA
Messenger RNA from Cyprinus carpio (common carp), 3627 nucleotides. It is a transcript of the gene rnf144b, whose product is annotated as E3 ubiquitin-protein ligase RNF144B. Gene Ontology annotation, cellular component: cytoplasm; mitochondrial membrane; ubiquitin ligase complex. The record is from RefSeq and is a predicted model, not a curated record. Lineage: Eukaryota; Metazoa; Chordata; Actinopteri; Cypriniformes; Cyprinidae. Gene Ontology annotation, biological process: ubiquitin-dependent protein catabolic process; positive regulation of proteasomal ubiquitin-dependent protein catabolic process; protein polyubiquitination. Gene Ontology annotation, molecular function: ubiquitin conjugating enzyme binding; zinc ion binding; ubiquitin protein ligase activity.